Molecule: messenger RNA, 1146 nt
Organism: Pochonia chlamydosporia 170
Lineage: Eukaryota; Fungi; Ascomycota; Sordariomycetes; Hypocreales; Clavicipitaceae
Product: glycoside hydrolase family 5 protein
Exons: 2
Coding region: 1-1146 (381 amino acids)
Biological process (GO): glucan catabolic process
Cellular component (GO): extracellular region
Molecular function (GO): hydrolase activity, hydrolyzing O-glycosyl compounds; cellulose binding
Source: RefSeq, a predicted model, not a curated record
AUGAGGUUCGUUCUUACCGCGGCGGCAUUCGCUACUGGCAUCGCGGCCCAGUCUGGAGCAUACGGGCAGUGCGGCGGUAAAGGCUGGACUGGACCGACUACAUGCAUCUCUGGCUAUACCUGUGUUUACAACAACGACUGGUAUAGCCAAUGCCUUCCGGGAACUCCUUCAUCUUCCACAAAGACUAGCUCUGCGCCAUCCACCACGACCACACCUCCAUCGUCUGGAGGUAAAUUGAGGUGGGUUGGUGUAGACGAGAGUGUUGCAGAGUUUGGACAGGGCAAGUAUCCCGGUGUUUGGGGCGUGGACUUUAGAUUUCCUGACGAGAAUGCCAUUGGUACGCUUAUCAAAGAGGGCUACAACAUCUUUCGACUUCCCUUUUCCAUGGAACAAAUGGCUGCCAACACCAUGGAAUCUUCCCUCCAGACAGCAUACCUCGCCAAUCUGACCGAUGUUGUCAACUAUAUCACCGGCCAAGGAGCCUAUGCCAUCCUUGAUCCCCACAACUUUGGUCGCUACUAUGGAAACAUCAUCACCAAUGUCAACGCCUUUGAGGCGUUUUGGAAGAACUUGGCAACUGCUUUCCGCUCCAAUACCAGAGUCAUAUUCGACACAAACAACGAAUACCACGACAUGGACCAAACUCUUGUCUUUCAGCUGAACCAAGCCGCAAUUGACGGGAUUAGAGCUGCCGGAGCAACUACCCAGUACAUCUUCGUGGAGGGCAACUCGUACUCUGGAGCAUGGACCUGGGCUACCGUCAAUGACAACUUGAAGGACUUGUCAGACCCACAAGGCAAACUCAUCUACGAAAUGCACCAGUAUCUGGAUAGCGAUGGUUCUGGCACAAGCGCAGACUGUGUGAGCAGCACCAUUGGCCAGGAGCGAGUUGCCAGCGCGACAAAGUGGCUCCGUGAUAACAAGAAGCUUGGUGUUCUCGGUGAGUUUGCAGGCGGAGCUAACGACAACUGCAAGACAGCCGUUACUGGCUUGUUGAAUCAUCUUCAGUCGAAUAGUGAUGUGUGGCUGGGUGCUCUCUGGUGGGCAGGAGGGCCGUGGUGGGCAAACUAUAUUUACUCGUUUGAACCGCCUAGUGGAACGGGAUAUCAGUAUUAUGAUUCACUUCUUCGGGGGUAUUUGCCAUGA